AUGUAAAUGUUGGGGCUGUAGUAAUGUCCCCCCCAACAACAGGUUCUUCAACCUCCAGCAGCCGUGCCCAUUUGUACCUGACCUGAGCUCCUGUACAACUACAGCUCCCACCUGCUGCUCCAUCUCUCAGCUGUGCGACUACAAGUCCCAGCAGCCCCCAGCGAGCAAACUAAAGGCAAGGGGUGCUGGGAGCUGUAGUUGUGGAACAGUUUCAUGACUAGAGGCAGAUAGGAAGUUUCCCGCAGGCAGAGAGACAUUGCUGAGACUGUUGUUGGCAACGAGCCCCGGGCACAGACUCUUUGUUAGGAGCUUCCCCCGACGUGUGAUCCCCUGUGAGGCGGCGGAGGCAGCAGAGAGAGAGCUGAGAAUGCCAGGCAAGAUGGCGGCGCGAAAGGCCAAGAACUGCGGCCCCCGCCUCAGGACAGCACAGCGGCCGCGGGUUGGAGGAAACAGGAGACUGGACCCGCCACAGAGAUCGCGGCAACCCUCGUACAGGGACCAGGACUGGGAUGAGGCUGCUCAGCGACCCCAGGAAGAGGGUGAGGUUGAUGGUGAUGAAGCCCUGGAAGCUCAAGAACACCAAACUGAACCCCGUCCCCAGUCAUCAGCUGUGCUGCCACCCAGACGUCAUGCUGCUGCUGCUGGUAAUGGGGGACAAGCACAGAAUCAAGGACACCAACUGGAUGAGCCACCUGUGGGGAAUGAUGAGCUUGUGGAGGCGAUGGUGGCGGCUAUGCAGUUGGUCUUUCGCCAACAGCGCCGCCAGGAUCUUUGGAUGAGACGUUGCAUGAGACGAUGGAUGGCUCAAAUAUAUGAUGACUUGCGUGACAUCAAUUUGACCAUCCAGCAUGGAUUCCAAAACCUUAUAGCAGUGUUGGCAGCCCAGCCUCACCAACCAGAGGGCUCUGUUGAGGGUCAAGUCCCUGGCCCUUCUGGUGAUCCUCCUCCACCCCCUGAUGAUGCUCAACAGCAAAGGGGAAGAGGACAAGGUCCUGUCCGGGGGGAAAAGCGAAAGCGUCCUCAGCUCUAGUCUGUGUCCCCGUCACAUUCCAAGCUGCGGUGGCCUCUUUACCUAUUUUCACCUUGCUAUAAACUUUACCCUAAUCAUGCUUCAGGUAUGAUUUAGUCUGCUACCCAGUAAUUAGAGUCUCAAACAACAUGUCCCAUUGUUUAAUUUCAUCGACCCCGCUGCAUUGUCGUCACUGAGGGGUGCCGUUAUGACAUCUAUGGGCACCCUUCCCAAUAACAUCUGGAAAAGCACUUGAAAGAUUCUAAAAGUGCAUUUGCUGUAACAUAUUUCUAUGGUCAUGCUGAAAUGUUGGCCAACUCUUAAGACACAUUCAUUUGGCCGAAAAUGUUAGAAAUUUUAACAAUUGUAACCAUAUGACUACAAUUUUCAUUGUGUAGUUAUCACUAGUGCAGUGUUACUUCAAAGGUAACAUAUGCUAAUAAAGCUCUGUUUGUACGUGU
Xenopus laevis (African clawed frog) is the source of this 1470-nucleotide messenger RNA. RefSeq lists its product as uncharacterized. The record is from RefSeq and is a predicted model, not a curated record. The transcript is spliced from 4 exons. The coding region runs from base 368 to 1030 and encodes 220 amino acids. NCBI's taxonomy places the organism in Eukaryota, Metazoa, Chordata, Amphibia, Anura, Pipidae.